CAGCAGAGAGCUGAGGCGCACAUUGACCGACCAGAAGGAGCAGACUUGACAGCUUUCAACGUAAUAGCUGCUUGGAUACGUCAGGUUUUCAACAAGGAAUCAUGGACUUCGGAGUUCCAAACCCAGAGAACGUUGCAAUACAUAAAGUAUCUGCUGAUGCUGAUACUUUUGAAGGAAAAGUGACAUCUAAUAGCAGAGAAUCAGUUGAUCUCAGUGUUCCUGACACCAGCGGAAAAGUGAUGUCUGAUAGCAUAGAACCCGUUGAUCUCAGUGUUCCUGGCACCAGCCCAAAAAAAAAGCAGAAACAAUCAGGUUUUAAGAAGCUUACUGAAAUCAUAGCUAGAGUCUCUAAAAAUGUCAUACAUCGAAAAUCAAUGUAUGCAAGUCUUCUUAAUGAUUAUGUAGAAUCUGAUGUUUUUGUCAUUGAUGGAGAUUCAUUAUUAUUAUCCUGUGCUUUGGAUAAAUCCCUGAAGAAAGGACAGAGUUUGCAUUUCGUCUUCUUGGUGGAACGUUUCUUGCUUAAUUUUACAGACAAAGGAGCAAGAUAUGUUGUUGUCUUCUUCCAGGAUAUGGAACCAACAUAUUCCCAAUAUCCUGAGUUAAAGUCCUGGCGUACUCAGUUGAUAAUUCAUCUGGAGAAAAAUGCGAACACAACCGUAUACUUAUUCUCAAACUUUCACUCUUCGCAAUGGAAAUCUUUUCUCAGAGACCAGUCUCCUUACUUUUUAAUGGUUUCUGAUAAAGGACUAAAUCCUCAGCAAACAUAUUUUUUUAAUCUGCUAAUGUUAGAUUCUCUGGAAAACAACCUUGAUGUUGUGCUUACUGCUGGACUGGAGUCUGAUCACCUCAGGGUUUAUGGAUACCACAUCAUAUCUUCUCUUAGAACCAAGACAUUGAUAACGGAAAUGUUUAAAUCAACUCCAAAAGCAAUCAUUAGGUUUCAGGGGCAUAACUCAUCCAAGCCUCUCUCUGAACUUCUGAAGAAGAUGGACUGGAAGGAGCAGGUGCAGAAAAGCAUUUCCCUUCUUCCUACACAUCUUAAAGAUGCCCGGGCAAUCACUUGUGUUGUUGCAUGUUCCAUGGCGCUGAGAAUACAUGCUGAACCUAAACCCAUACAGGAUGACAACAUGCGCCUGACAUUGGAAGAAGCAAGUGACUUGUGCAAAAUGCAAUGUCUGUGUGUGGCGCUAAUGAUCACUUUGCCACUUUCACAGCGAGCAAGAAUAAGAAGGCUAAAUGCAAAUUGGAACGGAAUUGCCUCCUCAUUUAUUUCCACAUACACUUCAUGGGAAGAAUAUGCUUUAACUCAGAUGAGAGAUCACAUCAAAAAUAUUAUAGUUGACUGGACCUAUGUCUCUGACAUAAGUGAUGGUUUACUGCUGAAAAACAUUGCAUAUUACUGUGAAAAAGAGGACUACACUGAAUGUAAUCUGGAAUUUGGUAACGAAAUAAAUCAAUUAUAUCAAUGCCUCUGGGAGACUGUAUUGAAUUUAGUCCCUAAAAGUGAACAUUUGCUGUGCUAUGAACUCCGAAAGACAUCAAAACCUUUUCUUUUACAUGACUCUUCUGUACAAGUUGAAAAGAAAGAAUUUCUACCUGUUGGAUUGAUACCACUCCGAUCUGAUGUCAUUGAUGAUUAUGCUGGAGAUAUGAUAAAGGAACUACCAGUAUUAAACAGUGAAGACCCACGUAUUCCCUCCUUGAUGGACACAAAAAAAUAUGAUGAACUUUUUCACUGGCAUACAGACCGUCCACUAAGUAAUGACUAUGACAGAAACAAAUGUAAUCAAAAAGACAGAAGAAAGGAUAAGUUUUCACAACGUAGCUAUCAAAAACUAAAGACUUUUCAAUAUCGGUAUGGACAAUCUUUAGGUGUGAAAACUCCUAAGAAGAUUGUAUUGCAGGAAGAUCAACCAGAAGUGAAAAGUUCUACUCAUGUGACUGUUGUAAGGAAAAAGGAGCCCCAGAAGAAAAAAAAAGAUCAAAUAAUAGAAGAAAAUCAAAAGAAGAGCAAAGCUGAAGAAGAGAAAAAGGAGCAGGAAAAAUGGAAGAAUAAGGUUGCAUCUUUGGAAAAAGAAAUGAUGGCAGAUUUCUUCUCUGGAUUGCAAAACUUUGAAAACGUAAUCAAAUCUUUCCGAACACCAAAUGUGAGAUACCAAGCACAGUUAAAAGCAUUAGCAAUCUGCUUUGAUAAAUGGACCGAAGAGUGCAAAAUGAAAUCUAAAGAUGAAAGAUACAUAAAGAUUGUUGUGGAGAUAAUGAAAAUCAUUCAGGAUAUCAUGGACAGUAACCAGGACUUAUUCAAAAAGGAAGGUCAAUAUCGUUUAGCUGGUUAUCUCAGCAAACUUGGCUUUGACAACCUUGCCUGUUCACUGAGACCAGACAAGUUACCAGACUAUAAGGAAGAGGGGACAGAAAGGAAAUAUGCAGUUGGAGUUGGCUCAACUCGUUUCCAACUCCAGUAUAUGGGACCGCAUUUGCUGAGGGAAGAGAGAAGUGAUCCAGAUCCAAGAGUGCAACACUUCAUUCCAGACACAUGGCAGAGAGAACUUCUUGAUGCUGUUGACAACAAUGAAUCUGCAGUUAUAGUGGCCCCAACAUCUUCAGGAAAAACGUAUGCAUCUUAUUAUUGCAUGGAGAAAGUUUUGUCACAAAGCAAUGAAGCAGUUGUAGUUUAUGUUGCUCCCACUAAGGCUCUUGUAAAUCAAGUUGCAGCGACUGUUAUUAGUCAGUUCAAUAAAGAUCUACCAGGUGGAAUAGUUUUGUGUGGAGUUUUCAAUCGUGAUUUUUGCACAGAUGUUUUAAACAGUCAGGUGCUUGUCACUGUGCCACAAUGUUUAGAAAUUCUCCUGUUGGCUCCACAUCGACAAGAAUGGGUGAAAAGAAUCAAAUAUGUUAUAUUAGAUGAGGUGCAUUGCUUAGGAGGAGAAAUUGGAGCAGAAACCUGGGACCACAUACUAUCCAUGAUUCGGUGUCCAUUCCUGGCCUUGUCUGCAACCAUCAGUAAUCCCGAACACUUAACCGAGUGGCUACAAUCAGUCCAAAAAUAUUGGCAGCACAAUGAUGAUAGAAAAAUGAGUCAUAUGUCUGAAUCCUCACACAAAGGGUCAAAGAAAAAGGCAGCAAAAAUGGAAAGAAGAUCUUACAAUGUUCGACUAGUUCAGUACAAUAAACGAUACAAUGAUCUGGAGAAAUAUAUAUGUUCUGAGAAAGACUCCAACCUUAACUUUGAACACUACCAUCCCUGCGCGUCCUUGACAAUAGAUCAUAUGAAGAACUAUGGAAUGCCAAAGGAUCUUACAUUCUCUCCAAGGGAAAGCAUACAGCUGUAUGAUUGCAUGGCAGCUGCAUGGCCACAAAUGCCAAAUUUAAAGAAAUUAGAUCCUGAGGAAAACAUACAUUUGAAGGACAAGAUAACUAUAACAAAAAAUGAUGCAACUGAUUAUGAAGAGGAGCUGAAAAAAGAAUUUGUGGACUGGGUGCAAAAAGGACAUGAUGAACAGGUUGCAAAAGUGCUGGAAAGCCUUAAACCUAUGGAGCCGUCUGAGGUUGAAUGCAAGAAAUAUUUUCCUCGGCUUGUUGAAAAACUAGACAAAAUGAACAAACUACCUGCUAUAUUUUUUGCAUUUAAUAUUCAUUUAGUAGAACAUUUAGCAGAAAUGCUUGAUGAGCAUCUAAGUGAUAAGUGGGAAAUGAAACAGACUGAGGAGGAGAAGAAGAAUAUCCAGAAACUUGAAGCAAGAGCAGAAAAAUUAGAAAAAAGUCUUCAGGGAACACAAACAGAAACAAGUCUUUCAAGAGCACCAAGUAAAAAUGAAGAACUGAUGAUCAAACAAGCCGAGUAUGACAGUUUAAUGAAAAAGAUUGCAAAGUUUAAAGAAAUACCAUCUGAUUGUACUUAUGCUGAUGUCAAAGCAGUGGAUGAGGAGACAUUACUACAAAUGUAUGAGAGAACAACAAGAUUUUCAACAAGACACAGCGAUCUUAUACCUUUUACACGUAAAGGAAUUGGUUAUCACCAUAGCUCAGUGGAUGCAAAAGGAAGGCAACUUGUUGAGAUGCUGUUCAGGAUGGGUUACGUAAGAGUUGUAUCUUCUACCAGUUCACUUGCUUUGGGAAUUAACAUGCCAUGUAAAUCAGUGGUUUUCAUAGAAGAUUCUUUGUAUCUAGAUGCACUGAACUACAGACAAAUGGCAGGAAGAGCUGGAAGAAGAGGCCAUGACCUACUUGGGAAUGUCUAUUUUUUCAACAUCCCCAUGCCUAAGGUGAAAAAGCUCUUGAAGUCCAAUGUUCCUCAGUUGAGAGGGCAGUUUCCUCUAAGUGUUUCCUUCAUUCUCAGAUUAAUGUUACUAGCCACCAAAGCAGAUGACAAAAAGGAUGCGAAGGCCAAGGUUCUAUCAAUUUUGAUGCACCCACUUAUGUCAUUCAAACGACCCCAAGAAGCACAGGUGUUAAAGCUGUACUGCAUAUUCUCACUGCAAUUCCUUCUCUAUGAGGGAUUCUUGAAUCAGGAUUGUGAGCCUACUGCAUUCACAGGACUUGUUACUCACUUACAUUACCAUGAACCAUCAAAUUUUGUGUUUGUCCGCUUUCUAGAAAAAGGCUUGUUUCAUAAACUGUGCAAACCAAGCUUGAAAGAUUCUACCAAAUUUCCUGACUCUGUAAUGGAAACCCUUGUGCUGAUAUUAGCAAACCUAUUUGGAAGACGUUACUUACCACGCUGCAGAUUUCCAGGGGAAGAUAGAUUUGACCAGUCAAAGGUAUUUCUUGAAAAACUUCCAAAAGAUUUUGCUUCUGUUGUCAACGAACACAACCAGAAAGUUGCCACUGUAUUUGGACAUUGUAUCCUUGCAGGUUCCAAAGUGGCAGAUAUGGAAAAGGAGCUCCAGUUACCACUUUCAAAAACCAAUUUUGCAGGUAAAGAGUGUUUGAAUUCUGGAUUGGUGGAUCACUUGAUGUCGUGUUAUGAAGCCAGAAGUGGUAUCACUCCGUUUGCAUGUCUCUCAGGAAACACAGAUAAUGACUUGAUGAGUAUGAAAAACCUGAGCAGUCUGAUGAUGCAAACGGUGCACAUUCCCGAGAGAUAUAUUCCACUGUUGCCCUUUGAAAAAACUGAUAUGUUCGGACGAAAACGAUACCUUAAUGCCUAUGCCCUGGAUUUCUUCAAACACGGCAGCUUGGCUGCCAUUGUCGUGGAUAAUGGGUUAAAUUCUGGAGAAGCAUAUUAUGUAUUGAGGGACUUCUACCUUACCAUUGCAGCUAUAAGUGUUGCUUUGAAUGAAUUAUGCGAAUCAGACCCAGUUGCAUUGGCCUUUGAACAACUGAAAACGAUGUAUAUGGAAAAACUACGUGUAGUAUAACAAGUCCUCCUCAGAGCACCAUGACAACAUUCAAGCUAUUUUACUAUACCGUAACUGGAAAUCUAUAGCUGCACCAUUAAAAUAGUGGCAUUAUUGAUAGUGAAAUUUUGAUAUAUAUGCAGUUUUUUUCAGCUCUGUUCACAUUAGCUGUGGACUGGUGAUCAGACAGGAUAUGACCUGACCUGGUGUCCAUAAUGGAAAGGUUCAAAAUGUAUAGAUGCAAGUGAACUCAGAUGAAACUAAUUAUAUUGCUGGUGAGUUAGCAUUUCCAUACACCAAAAGAAAAAGCCAGAGUGCUUCCUAAUAUUAUGGUAGAUUAUUUAAAUUAAUGAGGCAUUUGGGGAAUAUUACUAGGAGCUGUAUAGACUGGGCAUGCGCUGCUCUUAUUAGGAAAAGCAGCGCAUGU
Bufo bufo (common toad) is the source of this 5766-nucleotide messenger RNA. It is a transcript of the gene DDX60, whose product is annotated as DExD/H-box helicase 60. Gene Ontology annotation, molecular function: nucleic acid binding; ATP binding. Gene Ontology annotation, cellular component: cytoplasm. NCBI's taxonomy places the organism in Eukaryota, Metazoa, Chordata, Amphibia, Anura, Bufonidae. The record is from RefSeq and is a predicted model, not a curated record. Bases 102 to 5360 code for a protein of 1752 amino acids. The transcript has 40 exons.